This is a messenger RNA of Zea mays, 3295 nucleotides long. Its product is annotated as ethylene-responsive transcription factor ERF053. The transcript has a single exon. Gene Ontology annotation, molecular function: DNA binding; DNA-binding transcription factor activity. Gene Ontology annotation, biological process: regulation of DNA-templated transcription. The coding region runs from base 1440 to 2777 and encodes 445 amino acids. The record is from RefSeq and is a predicted model, not a curated record. NCBI's taxonomy places the organism in Eukaryota, Viridiplantae, Streptophyta, Magnoliopsida, Poales, Poaceae. Gene Ontology annotation, cellular component: nucleus.
AAUUUAGAUAUGCGCUGACGUGUACGACGCUGCACGAACAGAUGCUAGCUUCAUUUGUGGUAGAUGAUCGAACUGAACAGAGUGCCGUCGUUAAUUAAGAUUCGUGUGGAUACGAAUGAAUCGAUGUUCCAUUCCAGGAGAAAGGUAGCCGUCCAGGUGAGAGGGGGCGGCACAGCAGGGUACCUAGGAUCUGAUCCAAGUGGUGGCGGAAUAAACAACAGUGCCGGCACUUCCACGGAAGCGAUCGACAUCCCUUCCAGCUGCUAAUUAACUGCGCCGGCGCUAAUGAGUGGUACGGUGCAGCAAAUUAUUCUACUAUGCGCGGGUUGUUCGAUCGAUGCAUCGUUCUAAACGUAACUGUCAGCGGUGCAGCUCGUAGUUAGUUAUCCUCUCAGCACCAAAUUAAGCUAACCUAUGCACAUCAAAAAGGAGACAUUUGGCGACACUCGGUUCCUUUUCUGUUGGUUCACAAAUUAUACAAAUUAAGGCAGCACACACAAAACGACGGCGUACGUACGUACUAUGUGGGUGGUUCCUAAGAUAGGACAAGGUCCCAAUUAAACUGUUGGCCAGAAGGGAGACUUAAUUACAAGCAAUAUAAGAGUCGAUCGUCCAGCCUUGUGAACUCUAAUUAAAGACAGAACUUUGCGUAAACGAACUCAGGCGGUAAUUAAGCUGGUCCUCAUCCCACUCCCCCGGCCUUUCGGCAUACGCAGCUCCUCCUAGAUAACCCAAAUUAAACCGUGCACACAUACGUACGGCCGCGCCAUGUGAUCUCCGAACUAUAGCUACACAUGUGCUUCCUUCUCAUUGGUAUAUAAAUAAACAAACACGGGCACUACGUUCCCAGUGCCUGAUGAUUGAACGGGUCGUACCGUCAAAUUUGUUGCGAGUCCGCGAAAGCCCAGUCCAGCUCGUAGCAUGCCGCAUGCGCUAAAACAACUGAGAACGAGAACAAAACCGUAUGCGACGACGACUUCCGCGGGACGCACAAGCGAGUCAGUGGUUCGUUCCAUGCCCAUGCCCAGGGUCAAUGCGCGUGGGGCCCGACCCACCGACCACGAUCUCGUCCCCGCCACACACAACGGCGUCGUCCUCCUUUUUAUUUUCCUCUUCCCCCCGGCGAGCAGCAAAAAAUCGGCCCCCGCCUUUUUUGGCCCGGUGCUCGCGAGCACGCGACCUUUAUAAACGCGCGAGCCCCGCCUCCUCCGAAUCAGAACCGCGCGCCCCAUUGGCUGGCGCACGCACGACCGGUCGGUCGCCCGCCCGCUCCCCGCUUCCUUGGCGAAGCCGCUGCCUCGCUCCCGGUUUUCCCACGCGCGGCUUCAAGCUCCUCGGUGCAGUUCGCAGCGGGCGGCCGGGCGGGACAGCACGACACUCCACAUAGACACACACACACACACAGAGAUUGCAGCUCGGCACGUUGGAAGAGGGCAGGGAUGGAGCCGGUGGGCGGGGACGGCGGUGGCGGCCGCGGCCGCGGCCGCGGGAGGAGCUGGAAGGGGAAGGGCGUGAGCUCGGGCUCCGCCGCGGGGAGGCAGCUGGCGCCAGUUUUAGAAGACGCGCCGGCGGCCGCAUUGCUCCGGCCCCUGAAGAAGAUCCGCAGCCCGGACCGCCGCCUCAACCGCUCCCUGUCCUCGCUCUCGCCGGCUCCUCCUUCCCCUGACUCGUCCUCUGCUUUCAACCCCACGCCGCUGCCAUCGGCCCGACAAAUAUUUCUUGCUCCGGAGGCGUCGACAGCCGGAUCGCCACGGCUCCUGCCGCUACUGCAGUACUCCAGCGAGUUCCAGCGCCCUAUGACGCCGCCGCCGCCGGAUCAGCAGCAGCUCCAGCAGAUGAUCUCGUUCGGAAGCAGCCAGCAGCCGCGCCAAGAGUUCGUGGCGGCGGCGGCGGCGACUCCUCUGUUCCCGCCGCAGCUCGUGGCGCCGGAGGUGCAGCAGCAAAUGCUGCUGCGCUACUGGAGCGAGGCGCUGAACCUGAGCCCCCGCGGGUUCCGCGGCGGGGCCGUGCCACUGCCGCCGGCGCGGCUGUACCAGCAGCUGCUGCUGCGCGCGUCGUCGGGGCCGCCCAAGCUCUACCGCGGCGUGCGGCAGCGCCACUGGGGGAAGUGGGUGGCGGAGAUCCGCCUCCCGCGGAACCGCACGCGCCUGUGGCUCGGCACCUUCGACACGGCCGAGGACGCGGCCAUGGCGUACGACCGCGAGGCAUUCAAGCUCCGCGGCGACAACGCCAGGCUCAACUUCCCCGACCUGUUCCUCGGCAAGGGCCGCGUCGGCGGGAGCGGACGCACCAGCGCGGCGGCCUCGUGCUCCUCGUCUGCUCCGCCGACGCCGGACGACAGCCACAUGAAGCAAGCUGCUCAGCAGCAGCAGCGUGUGCGUGACGGUGAGCAGCCGUGCAGCGGCGAAGCGAAGCCUCUGCUCCCGGAAACGGAAACAGAGCGGGCAGACAACUCGGAACCCAAACCGAAUCCUGAGCUCCAGUCGGCCGAUCACCAAGGCGACGGCACCACGGCCAUGUUUCAGCCUUCGGGCGGCGUGUGGGGUCCGGCCGACGAGGCGUGGUUCAGCGCCUGGGGCCCUGGCAGCUCCGUGUGGGACUACGACAUGGACAACGCCCACGGCCUCUUCCUCCAGUCUCGCUUCGCCAGUGAGGCGACCAGCAUGGACUACGUGCCCAGCACGCCGGAAGUCCCGGCAGUAGGGACCGCCGUGGCCUCCCUUUCUCCUCCUCCUCCUCCUCCCCGCAGUCCAACCUACAUGAAGGAGAAGGACUGAGCAUCGCACACGAUCUUCACGAGCAGGAAGUAUCCAGGAUGCGCACAGGUUGCAGGUUUUAAGAGUCAGCAUGUGGGCAUCUCGCAUUAGGAUCACCAUUCACAAAGCAGGAGCACCUUAAGGAGUAAGGACCAUCAUUUUAUCUGGACCUUUCCCUCUGACCGCUUUCUUCUCCUGAUAAUUAAAAACGCCAUAAGGAAUCCCCAGCUGGUUUUCUGAGUCUGGGACAAGGAUGGGCUCUAUUUCAACCCCCCAUCCUUGCUGAUAUUUCCAUGACAAUUUCAUGGUUCCAACAUGAUCUUUAGGUAUUCCUAGCAUGUUUCCUUGCCGCAUGGUUUGUAGCGGCAUGGCAUGCAUGAAGUAGCGUUCUGUCUCUAGGGAUCCCUAAAGGCUUGGGAGAGGAGACGGGUUUUAUGCUCUCCUCUGCUCUCUUCUUUAGUUGUGGUUUUAUGUUUUGUCCACGUAUACUGCGUUGUACUAGUACUAUGGUACAAUGAGCGUCAAUGUGUUCCUAUGUU